Molecule: messenger RNA, 2293 nt
Organism: Nematolebias whitei (Rio pearlfish)
Lineage: Eukaryota; Metazoa; Chordata; Actinopteri; Cyprinodontiformes; Rivulidae
Gene: carm1
Product: coactivator-associated arginine methyltransferase 1
Exons: 16
Coding region: 1-1851 (616 amino acids)
Biological process (GO): peptidyl-arginine methylation
Molecular function (GO): protein-arginine N-methyltransferase activity
Source: RefSeq, a predicted model, not a curated record
AUGUUGAGUGUGUUGGGUCUUGUCUUUGGAGUAGAUGAGGAUGUCAUCAAGAUAAACAAAGACAAACACCUGAAGAAAAUCACGAAGAACAUCAUUGACAAGGGCCUGGAAAACUGCUGGGGCAUUGGUCAACCCGAAUGGCAUGACCAGGUAUUCGAAAUGCCCCAAAGGGGUCUUAAAAGCAGUCUUCCACUCGUCUCCUUCGCGGAUGCGGACGAGAUGGUAGGCGUUACGGAGAUCGAGUUUAGAGAGGACACGAGCGUUUUCAAGUGUUCGGUUUCCAGGGAGACCGAGUGCAGCCGUGUGGGAAAACAGUCGUUCAUCAUCACUCUGGGCUGCAACAGUGUCCUCCUACAGUUCUCAUCACCUGCAGACUUUCAGUCCUUUUAUAACCUUCUGAAGAACUGUCGGGGGCACCUUGGUGAGCACUCAGUUUUUAGUGAAAGAACAGAGGAGUCCUCUGCUGUACAGUAUUUCCAGUUUUACGGCUACCUCUCCCAGCAACAAAACAUGAUGCAGGACUAUGUUCGAACAGGGACUUAUCAACGGGCUAUUCUUCAGAACCAUACUGACUUCAAGGACAAGGUGGUGCUGGAUGUGGGCUGUGGCUCGGGGAUCCUGUCAUUCUUUGCUGCCCAAGCUGGAGCCAGGAAGGUCUAUGCUGUGGAGGCCAGCACCAUGGCGCAGCAUGCUGAGUUGCUGGUGAACAGUAACCGCCUGGGGGAGCGUGUAGUGGUCAUCCCGGGGAAGGUGGAGGAGGUGACGUUGCCAGAGCAGGUGGACAUCAUCAUCUCAGAGCCCAUGGGCUACAUGCUAUUCAAUGAACGCAUGCUGGAGAGCUACUUGCAUGCCAAGAAGUUCCUUAAGCCCAGUGGUAAAAUGUUCCCCACCAUUGGAGAUGUGCACCUGGCCCCCUUCACAGAUGAACAGCUCUAUAUGGAGCAGUUCACCAAAGCCAACUUCUGGUAUCAGCCCUCCUUCCACGGUGUGGACCUGUCUGCUCUGCGGGGGGCUGCAGUGGACGAGUAUUUCCGUCAGCCAAUUGUGGACACGUUUGAUAUUCGCAUCCUGAUGGCCAAAUCAGUCAAAUACACAGUGAACUUCUUAGAGGCCAAAGAGGAGGAUCUCUACAGGAUAGAGAUUCCCUUCAAGUUCCACAUGAUGCACUCAGGCCUGGUGCACGGCCUGGCGUUCUGGUUUGAUGUGGCGUUUAUGGGCUCAGUGAUGACAGUGUGGCUGUCCACAGCACCCACAGAGCCCCUGACCCACUGGUACCAGGUCCGCUGUCUGCUGCAGUCUCCCCUCUUUGCCAAGGCUGGGGACACUCUGUCCGGCACUGCCAUGCUGGUGGCCAACAAGAGACAAAGCUACGACAUCAGUAUUGUUGCCCAGGUGGACCAAACAGGAUCAAAGUCCAGUAACCUUCUGGACUUGAAGAAUCCCUUUUUCAGGUACACAGGCACCACCCCCAACCCCCCACCUGGCUCACACUACACCUCCCCUUCGGAGAACAUGUGGAACACAGGGGCGGCCUACAACAUGAGUCAGGGGAUGGCUGUAUCAGGGAUGCCUGCAGCUUAUGACCUCAGCACAGUCAUUGGCAGUGGCCCCGCAGUGUCUCACAACAACCUCAUUCCUUUAGUGAACACUGGCAUUGUAAACCACACUCACUCCAGGAUGGGCUCCAUCAUGAGCACAGGAAUUGUUCAAGGAGCCACCACAGGCCAGUCGGGCCCCAGCAGCAGCGGUACUUACUAUCCUAUCACCAACCAGUUCACCAUGGGGGGUGCUGCCAUCUCCAUGGCUUCACCUAUGGUCAUCCCCAGCAACACCAUGCACUAUGGCAGUUAAGAUGAAGAUCAAGGACCUGUUUGAGCUCCCACACCCCACCCUGCAUGACAAGAAGUCCUCCUUCUAACCCUGAUGGAGCCAACAACCAAAACCAGUAAACCAAAACCAGUGCUGUGCUGCAUUUUCUUCUUUGGUCCUGCUUCAGUCCAUCAGUAGAUGAACAACUGAACAGUCUCAUAUCCGUCCAGACACGUCCACCCCCACCACCUCUGUUUGGGUCUGUUGGAACUUUACUGCUAUCUGAGACCCUCUACAUACUUAUCCUGUUUUUAAUGUGUCAUGAGCCUCUGGAACCAGCAUCAGUCCAUACCCACCAUGCUCCUGUGUAACAAUGACUCUGACGCUCCUCAUCUUGUUUACAUUGUGAAUUUAGUUUUCAGGUCUGGUCUGCAACUUUGUCAGCGGCUUGAUUCAGACAAAUCAACUUUUCAUCAGGAACAUC